AUUUUAGAAAAAUUAAUCAAAUCCACGUCGGCUGUUAGAUCGUAGAACAAACGGCUACCUCCAAACCUUAACACCCGCGAAGCUGCCAGUGUCCACGGUGCUUCUAACAGUGUAGACGUAUAGUAGUCUACUUCUUAUCCACCCUGACGAUUGCUCACUUCUCUCCUGCUCUUUUCACUGAAACACAUACGCUACUUCCCUUACCGGAGUUUGCUUAGCUUCACUGCUUUGGUGUUAACCUUGUCUUCCUCUCGUCAGGUUUUUCCCCCACGUGAAUAUUCUCUACGCAGCCCUAGCACAUCUAACAAGAGGAGAGGGUCACCGCUGCCAUUUUGUUACAGAUAAAGGGCACGCCCCACUGUUGCUUUUGGUGGCUAGUUAGGCUUACGCCUGGACAGACGUAAUCUUCGUGCCAUGAGAUGUGGAGAGACAAUAAUAAACCUCCCGGAAAACAGCGGCUUUCCGAAAGAUUUCCAAGACAUGCUUUGAAUAGUUUCAAAGUUUGUAGGUUUUAAAAUCUGCAAAUUCUUCAUGACUAAUGACUCGGAAAAAAUAUUAAUCUAGUACUUCAACUUUCUAAGGGAAGAGAUUCUUCAUCUUAUUUUGGUGAUUGCCAAGGGGUUUUUAAAACAAAUCUCUUCUAAUCUAGUGCUUGAACAGUAUAUAUUUACACUGAUUUCUUGAAAAUUUCUAAUAGCAAACAGUUAAAUAUGGCUAAUUUUAAUAGAGUUUAGUUACUUCAAAAUGUCUAAAAGUGUUUUGUUCAUUAACUAAUUCGCAAACAUUGUUCGGUGUUAACUCGCGAGUUUUAAGGAAGAAAGAAAUAAUGAUGUCACCAAAAAGUCACCCUAAAGACGGCAGUACGACGGUCUGGAAGGAGGUCGUGAUGAGGAAUUUCAGCAUCUUCCGAGAACAGCCCCAACACUCUAAUGCUGCUUCUGCCUUCAUAGCAACUGCUUCGGCUGUGACUGCAGCGCACUCUACUGGAACAACCAAAAACAUGGCGUCUAGUUCGGGAUCGGGCUCUAACAACAUAGAUCACACGCACGUACGAUUGUCGCUUCCAGAUGUGCAUGUCCCAGAGGAAAAAGUUUCAACAUCUCAUUCAAGUUAUUCACUGCCUACAGUCAGGAAGCGUUCGCCAGUUGUAAGCCGAACUCGAUCUGUCGAUGCACGUGCAGCGCACGUGCCACGUUUAUCAAUUUCAGGUCGAUCUGACAGCCAUCAUUCAGCGGCAUCAAAUGAGUUACGAACUCCCAUGUCCCCGCACCAACGUUGCUCUUCCCCAGUGACACUGUCUCCAACACCAGAUAUCACUCUACGACCCUCCUCUCCUACCUAUGGAGGAAGACCACGCUCCCUCUCACCUGUAUCACCGUUACUGUCCCUGGCUUACCUAUCAGGCUCUGACUCCGCUAACAGCGUGGGAUCUAUCAGCCCAAUAGGGGCCAUACAACCUGACCUUUACAAAAAGAAAGAUAUGGUGUUUUUACAGUCUUCGGACAGCCAGGACAAGGCUAAAUACGGAAGGUUACAUUUCCGACUGAAGUACGACUUUGAUCGAUCGGACUUUGUUGUCCAUGUUAUUGAAGCUCUAGACUUAGGGACAAUAUCAGAGAAUGGUUUUAAUGACCCUUAUGUCAAAGUUACCUUGGUACCAGAAGUCGAUACGAAACCGAGGCAAACAGAAAUCCAGCGCAACUCAUCAGAUCCCGUGUUUGACGAAGUUUUCAAGUUUCCGGUUUCGUUUGACGACCUUCCGGAGAAGAUCCUGCUUCUUCAGGUUUUCGAUUAUGACAGAUUCUCCAGAAAUGACAUUACUGGAGAAGUUCGAGUGAAUAUGUGUGAUGUUGAUGUGACCACGGAAACAGAGGUUUGGAGCGAAAUAUCCAAAACCAAUAAGGUGUCUCGUGACAGACCAGAAAUCUUAUUAUCGCUCAGCUACCUACCCUCUGCUGGUCGACUAACUGUGGUCGUCCUCAAAGCCUCGAACUUAAUGUCACAGGAAUCAAAAGAACUUCCUGACGCUUACGUAAAAGUUGCUCUUGUCUACGGAGACAGAAAGAUGAAGAAGAAGAAAACUACGACAAAACGAGCAACAAACAACCCAGUGUGGAAUGAAGCUUUAAGCUUUGGCAUAUCAGAAGAUGGGCUGAAGCACUGUAGUCUGAUGGUCAGCGUAAUGAACUGUCACCAUAGUAACACGCCUCUUCUUGGAACCUGUAUUCUUGGUAUGAAUGAACAUGGGAGGGGUAUAGCACAUUGGCAAGACAUGUUUCACAAUCCUCGUAAGGCUGUCGCUAUGUGGCAUGGAUUACACAUAUGAUGGCAAUCUUUGAGAAAAUGGUUUCUUAAAAUUUAGUCCACUGUGGUUUAAAGGAACGUAUAGGACAUCGGAAAAAUUGUCGAAUAAACAUGAUAAGGUUCUCAGGAAAGCAGAUCCGGAACCAAGUACUUGUUGGCUUGUAUACUGAAUAGGGCAGGAUAUUAUGAUAAAUUACCACUUAGUAGCAGUUAUUCCUACACUUACAAUUAAACAUACGUUAACUUAACACAUAUUCUGUUGUAACACCGACUAUUAUAUCUAUACCUUGUUUCAGUGUGAAUUAUGGCCACGAUAUAGUUAUUUAGUUACCUAAAUAUACGUUUUACAACCCAUUACUUGAUUUAUCUGGGAUCAAAUGUUAACAUAAUUUUGCCUUCCUUUGUUAACGCAUAACAAAUAUUUAAGAUGAUAGUGAUAAUAAUGUUUAUGAUCGCAAACAUGAUUUAAUGAUUUUAUUUUAUUAGUGCGCGUAUCUCAGAGUGGUUUCAGCAGGUACGUGUCUCCCAUGACACGUGAGUAUACCAACAAAAGCGUGCUGGAUAACUGAUAAGUGUAACACAGCAUUUUUAGAUGAAAUUAUGACAUUCAGUGAUGAAAUUUGAAUUAUACCAACAACAAAAUGAAAAAUUGAUAAAAACUUUUCUUACACCACAUAUAAAAACAAUUUCCGUAGUCAACAAUAUACCGUGCCAUUUCCAGCUUUAUCAAAAUUUUCCAUCAGUCUUUCUUAACAAUAUAAAUUUAAAUAUUCUUACUGGAUAUCUCUUCAUAAAUAUGAACAGAACUUUUGGUCCACAUCGACAUCCUUCGUCGUUGUUGCAGUUUCAUACGAAUGGAAACCUUCUCUAGGUCAUACAGUUAUAAACAAGUAAUACAGAGAGUUACAGAUAAUUGUAGUAGUUUAAGAAUCAAUGUUGCUACUUUUCAAACAAAAAAGUGAAGAAAUGAUGGUCAGGUAUUAGAUAGACGAAUGGGAAGGUAGCUAGUCAACACUAUCCACCUCCAACUCUUGGGUUACUCUUUAUAGACGAAAAGUAGGAUUAA
Limulus polyphemus (Atlantic horseshoe crab) is the source of this 3370-nucleotide messenger RNA. Its product is annotated as synaptotagmin-1-like. The record is from RefSeq and is a predicted model, not a curated record. Gene Ontology annotation, molecular function: calcium ion binding; phosphatidylserine binding; clathrin binding. Gene Ontology annotation, biological process: regulation of calcium ion-dependent exocytosis; calcium-ion regulated exocytosis; regulation of dopamine secretion. The transcript has 6 exons. Lineage: Eukaryota; Metazoa; Arthropoda; Merostomata; Xiphosura; Limulidae. Bases 827 to 2326 code for a protein of 499 amino acids. Gene Ontology annotation, cellular component: membrane.